CACGCUCUAUAUAAACGCGCGCGCCUACACACUUCACAGUACAGUAAACGCAACUGAACUUUGACAGAAGUCAAGCUGAACCCUUAAGGAUAUACGACUCUAAAGGAUCUAUUGCACUUGUUUUAUAUUUCUCUAUUUGGAUACAACCUCGGAUUAUACUAAAUCAUGCCUGUGUCCCGAAUGCGCAUGCGACCCUGGCUGGAGUCUAAAGUGGAAUCCAACACAAUCGCCGGACUCGUGUGGGUCGACAAGGACAAAAUGAUGUUCUCAAUCCCAUGGAAACAUGCUGCUCGCCACGGCUGGGAGGUGGACAAAGAUGCUUGUUUGUUCAAGCAAUGGGCCAUCCACACAGGUAAAUUCAGGGAAGGAGUGACCCAGCCUGACCCCAAAACAUGGAAAGCAAAUUUCCGCUGUGCCAUGAACUCUCUACCAGACAUCGAAGAGGUAAAGGACAAAAGCGUCAACAAAGGCUGUGGCGCCGUGAGGGUCUACCGCAUGCUGCCUGCCGUCACCAAAAAGAAAGACAAGAGAUCUAAGAGCCGAGACGGCAGAAAGCGUGCGAAGACUUUGUCGUCAAAGGUCAAAAUGCAGGACACAGAUGAAAGAAUUACUCAGGAGAACACCAUCGACAGCACUGAACAUCUAAGCACCACCAGCCCUACCGUUGAGGUCCCAGAGAUGUCUGGGUUUGAAGUGGAAAUUGGCCCCGACAGCACAAACGAUAAUUACUUGAGCAAGUUUCAGGUGUCACCAGUUCACGAGACAGACUUCGAGGAAGAUGCCAAUGAAGCCAUCAUUGAGAUCACACGGCAAUUGGAACGCGAUAGUUCGCAGUGGCUACAAAAUUUCCAAGGAAAGGGGUUCCUGGCCAAUGAAGGAGCCACAACAGAGUCUCUCAGUCCAGAGAGCCAGUGGAGCGAAAGCUCAGGAGAAGAGCUUGAAUUUUGCUUAUAUACAGAACUGAACUCGGGCCUGCCUGAAGUCUCUGACAUGUGCACCUACACGGAGAUGUGGAACAGCAACAGCACCGUGCCACAUCAGCCGCUCAUGUGUUCUCUCUGAGAGCCUUGGGCAAAUGAACUCUUUUUUUCUUACCUCAGACUCCAUCCAGUAGACUCUUUCGCUCAUGGACUCAGAUCAAGUCAACCUUGUACCUCAGGCAUACUUCAAAGUCUUGAUCCAUUCGAAUGCAUCCACCUGGACAUUUUAUAUCAAGCUUCUUGUGUGUGUUUCACUCCAGGCCACAAUCCCUAAUUCCAGUCAGAUAUGUGUUACUUUGUGUCAUUGUCGUCAUAUCAGCUCUUUUGCUUUUUAAUAGAUUCACCCUUGUUCUUGCAAUCUCGGACUUGUCAAACGUUGUAAUGACGUUUCGAGGAAAGUUUCAUAUCAGUUGGAGCAUAGAAUAGCAAAUGUCUUAUUAAAUUCGGGGUUGUGGAUUUGAUGCCAGUUGUACAGCUUAAAUCUCAUCUAAUGUGAAUUUGUCUGAUUCCGUUACAUGCUCACGUCAGGGGUUUCUUACACAUUACUCAUAUACAUAUAUAGCAAUCAUCAAAUGAAGCUGUUGAAUUAUGGAAUGGGGUUAUUCACUGUACAUAAUGUAAAUAUUUAUUUGUAAUAAAAAUUUGAAAAAUGA
This is a messenger RNA of Triplophysa dalaica, 1633 nucleotides long. RefSeq names its product interferon regulatory factor 1b (gene irf1b). Gene Ontology annotation, biological process: regulation of transcription by RNA polymerase II; immune system process. The record is from RefSeq and is a predicted model, not a curated record. NCBI's taxonomy places the organism in Eukaryota, Metazoa, Chordata, Actinopteri, Cypriniformes, Nemacheilidae. Gene Ontology annotation, cellular component: nucleus. Gene Ontology annotation, molecular function: DNA-binding transcription factor activity, RNA polymerase II-specific; RNA polymerase II cis-regulatory region sequence-specific DNA binding. The coding region runs from base 166 to 1062 and encodes 298 amino acids. The transcript is spliced from 9 exons.